Messenger RNA from Syngnathoides biaculeatus (alligator pipefish), 1702 nucleotides. Its product is annotated as cyclic AMP-responsive element-binding protein 1-like. The record is from RefSeq and is a predicted model, not a curated record. Gene Ontology annotation, molecular function: DNA-binding transcription factor activity, RNA polymerase II-specific; protein binding; cAMP response element binding. The transcript has 8 exons. Gene Ontology annotation, cellular component: nucleus; ATF4-CREB1 transcription factor complex. Bases 158 to 1108 code for a protein of 316 amino acids. Gene Ontology annotation, biological process: regulation of transcription by RNA polymerase II. Lineage: Eukaryota; Metazoa; Chordata; Actinopteri; Syngnathiformes; Syngnathidae.
GUCUCACUGUCGUCGUAUGUUUCGUCCUCCUCUCCGUGUUGUUGUUCUCGGUGACGCGACGGAGGUGUAGCCUGACGCGGUCUCUUACGUGUCGGUCUGAAUAAAAGUGGAGCUCCGUAGACCCGGGAGUGACGAAGCGAGUCUGUGUUGAUUUUAAAUGACAAUGGAAACUUGUGCAGAUACACAGCAAAGUGGUGAAACGGGUACAAAGCAGGAGCCUGAGAUUACCCUGGCACAGGCCUCCAUAGCAACUGGCCAGGUGUCAUCCAGCAGCCCCACUGUGGCCUUGGUGCAGUUGCCGAACGGCCAAACCGUCCAAGUUCACGGGGUGAUCCAAGCAGCCCAGCCCUCAGUCAUCCAGCCCCCUCAGGUCCAAGCAGUUCAGAUUUCAACAGUUGCUGAAAGUGAGGACUCCCAGGAGUCUGUCGACAGCGUCACAGAUUCUCAGAAGAGGAGAGAAAUCCUGUCCAGACGACCUUCAUACAGAAAAAUCCUAAAUGACUUAUCAUCAGACACUCCAGCAGUUCCGUGUAUCGAGGAAGAAAAAUCUGAAGACGACUCAACCCCGGCCAUCACCACAGUCACCAUGCCCACGCCCAUCUACCAAACCAGCAGCGGCCAGUACAUCGCCAUCACCCAGGGAGGGGCCAUCCAGUUGGCUAAUAAUGGGACAGAUGGCGUUCAGGGCCUACAAGCACUCACCAUGGCCAAUGCUGCCGCAGCCCAACCUGGCGCCACCAUUCUCCAAUACGCCCAGACCAGCGAUGGGCAGCAGAUCCUGUUGCCUAGCAACCAGGUGGUUGUACAAGCCGCCUCUGGAGAUGUUCAGGCCUAUCAGAUUCGCACAGCGCCAACCAGCGCGAUCACCCCCGGGGUUGUCAUGGCGACCUCACCUGCAUUGGGUACGGGGACAGGAACUGAGGAGGUCACGCGCAAAAGGGAGGUGCGCCUUAUGAAAAACAGGGAGGCUGCCCGUGAGUGUCGCAGGAAGAAGAAGGAGUACGUCAAGUGUCUGGAAAACCGUGUAGCUGUGCUGGAGAACCAGAACAAAACCCUCAUUGAGGAACUCAAAGCCCUCAAAGACUUGUAUUGCCACAAAUCUGAGUAGGUGCACCAUUAAUCGCCCGCCUGUGUACAGAAACUCAGCAAAGAGCCAUGCAGACUGAUGCCCUUCUACCUUUUCUACUUACUUUGCUUUCUUGAAAACAAGGGGGGGGGGGGGGGACUUCAAGAAAUUGAUUACAUGGCCCAGUACGCAAAGUGAACUGCCACUUCUAAAUUAGCAUUCUGUUCCCAUGACGUCUUGAUGAGCAGAUUUAUGCUCAGAGGAGCGCUCAUAAAUGGAAUGACCAAAGCAAGGGAUUCUGUAGUGACUCUUGAACUGGAGUUGGAGCCGCAAGAUUUCAUCAUCACUAACAAUCGAACGGUUCCGAUACCCCCUUCUUCGCAGCACCUGGCUCACUUGGAGAUCUGGCGUCAUUUGGAUGUCGCUACAACGCAAUUUGCUUCACAGUAGUUUAAUCAUGUACUUCAAUUUGCAUCAUGGAUUUUAUUUUUGAGCUGUGUUUCUGAUCUCUUUCUGCACCUUGUUUGCCAUUUCCCUUUACGUUCGCUUACUUUGCCUUGAUACAUGAACAAAAAUGUUAACCUUUGGGGUUGUACGUUUAAUUAAGCAGAAAACAUGCAAUUUUGCAGUUCAAUU